AUGGACGUCCAGGAGGACGUGCGCGCUCUGGAGGCCGAGAUCGCCGCUCUGAGGCGUGCUUGCGAAGCGCCGACGGCUCCCGGGAGAGAGGCUUGUGGAACCAAGAAAUCAUUAAAAAAUAUAUAUCAACCAAAGUCUGAAGGAUGGGAGUCUGCAACACAUUUGAGAAGACCGCUUGGACGUUUAGAAUCCGAACUUUCAUUUCUGAGUACCCUUAUUGGCAUCAGCAUAAGAAAGUACUCCAAGAAAACAGAGGACCUAACACGCACUGAGAUGACACAAAGAAAUAUAACGAAAAUUCUACAGAGAUACAGAUUAUCAGGAAGUUGUCACAUGGUUACAUUUCAACUUGAAUUUCAGAUUCUGGAAACUCAGAAUGAGGAGAUUUUAUCUUCUGUUAUUACCGACCUGAAUAUAAUAGUGGAACCUACAGAUUAUGCAGAAUUAAGUGAAUUUGUUUGUAGAGUAGAAGAAAGAAGAGAUCUCUUCAUGUUUUUCAGAAGCCUACACUUUUUUGUGGAGUGGUGUGAAUAUCGCAAGUGCACAUUCAAGCAUUUCAAGGAAAAAUAUCCAAAUAUCGUGUAUCUCCCAGAAGGCGCCACCUCUAACUACAUGGGGAUCCAGAGUGCCAGCCAUGCUGGACUUGAAUUAAUAAUUGUUUGGAGGCUACAAAUAGAUGACAAAGGGAAAGUUUUGCCAGUGCUGGAUCUUUUAACCAAAAUUCCACAACAAGCUCUAGAACUGGACAAGAAGAAAGUUACAGAAAGUGCACCUCUCAACUUCCGCACCCUGCUAGGAGUGCUUGGAAUCGAAGCUUCUCUAGAAAACCUGAUAAAAUUAUUUUCAACACAAAAGAAUGACUAGUUCAUGAAAAUGGAACACUGAUGAAAUAAGAUUCUGCACUAGGCAAUUUAUUAUUUUAUUGAAUAUAAACAUUUGCUAUUGUCCAUUUAGAAAUCAGACCUUUAAAACAUGCUAUUAAUGCAAUAUGGCACAUAUAUAAACUGUCAUGACAUGAAAAAUAAAUACAGCUAUUUAAAU
This is a messenger RNA of Echinops telfairi (small Madagascar hedgehog), 1041 nucleotides long. It is a transcript of the gene CENPP, whose product is annotated as centromere protein P. The transcript has 8 exons. Lineage: Eukaryota; Metazoa; Chordata; Mammalia; Afrosoricida; Tenrecidae. The record is from RefSeq and is a predicted model, not a curated record. Gene Ontology annotation, cellular component: chromosome, centromeric region; nucleus. The coding region runs from base 1 to 864 and encodes 287 amino acids. Gene Ontology annotation, biological process: CENP-A containing chromatin assembly.